Messenger RNA from Xyrichtys novacula (pearly razorfish), 9103 nucleotides. The record is from the annotation of a GenBank genome assembly. NCBI's taxonomy places the organism in Eukaryota, Metazoa, Chordata, Actinopteri, Labriformes, Labridae.
AGUCGUUCUCGGGCCUCCGUCCAAUCGCUUCGUUGCAAAGUUCUGCUGCGGAAGAGGGGAUGCAAAGGAGAUGGCUGAACUUAGAUAGCCCUGUGUUUAUGAAUAUCUUCACCAUGGAUCUUCUCCAGAGAAAAGAUAGGUGCAGAGAGCGUCUACUUGUCCUCACAUUAAUAUUCGGCUGGUGUUUAGGGUCUGUAAGAUGUUUUGGACAGAGCCUGGACAGCGAGUUGACGUUUCUGCUACCAGCUGGAAGAUCCGAGUGUUUCUAUCAAACAGCGUUAAAGAAUGGCUCGAUGGAGGUCGAAUAUCAGGUAACUAUGCCUGUGAUUAGCAGUCAAAAUAACUACAGAAAUCAAUCUUUAUUUAGAUGCUCAAGGGACUUUUGACUAACAAACGGAACACGACCCGGAUGGCUCACCGUUAUCCCUUGGCUAUCUGACAUACAGGAAACUGUGGAGUUAUUUUCAUCAGACUCUCCUCUCCACAGGUUUUCAUCUGCCUGCAUGAAGCUGCAGCUGUGAGAUUAUAGCAGCUCAUAAAUCCUCUCUAGCUUCCCAUUUUUAAAGUUAACUGGGCACAUCUCAUAUUAAAAGCCCCUGCUGUUGUUGUACUUCAUCAGAAAACCCAAUAUAUUCAGUAAAAACUCCAUAACCUUUAAUCUUAACUAAAUUUCAUUCUUGUUUUUCUCUGAAGACGAAGUAUUGCCUCAGAAGAAGUAUUGCCUGACUCAGGAUGGGAAUUGCAGGGUAACCCAAGAUACAACACGAUAUAUGAUGCAAAGAAAAGCAGUGCUCAUGAUAAUGAUCACAAUACUCAAAAUCUAUCAUGAGUAUGAAAGAGCCAGAUGGUGGUAUGAUUGACAAUGUUGAGUUAAUCAAAAAAUAAACUCCAUCAACAGUUAAUCCUUUACCAAAGACAUAAACUUCCAAAUUUCAAUCCAAACACAUUAUACCCAUAAAGAUCCAUAGACUACUUCAGAUCUACAUAGGCCACAUGCUCUUUCUUAUGCUGUCAGCAUCCACAUUACCGAUUAUGUAAGGCCAGGGUUUGGAUCCGUCUUCAUUCUCAGAUCAAUGAAACGACCCCUUGAACCUUGCAUACCUUCACUGUUAAACUGAACUUUGUAAUGCAAGUCAGUUAGUGGCACACUCACUGGUGCCAAGUUGUGGCAAGAAUUUUUAGCAUCUUUACAAGUUCUCUCCUGUGAAGUAAAGUCAUUGCUGGUUGGCAGAGGUGAGGUCAGGUUUUGAUAAUAGCUUUUUCAAAUGAAUGUCCUCAAAAGUUAAUAAAAAUAGUCGGCAUGUGAUCAAUAAAUCAACAGACAUGUGCCCAGCUCCACACAUUGUACAGUAUCCUAUGAUUUAUUGGAAAAAGCAAAAUGCUGCGUAAAGGUUAAGGGCUGGAUCAUUGUUAUUAUGAAGCGAGUGAAGCCCUGCAUUGAUUUUAAACUAACCAUGAAUACCUGGCACUAGAUACAGGUUUUGAACUUAUUUUGCUGAGGUGAUGUCCAUGUCUCAGGCCUUGUCCCAGUCCUUGUCUAUGGAGUCAAAAGGAGGACAGGAUGCAUUGUGAAUGCAAGUACUAUAAACAAAAACAAAAACAAAAAAAAAAAAAAGGGGGGGGGGGGGGGGGUGUAACUAUAAGUAAAGUAUUGUCAACAUAAAAACACAUGGAUGAUAACUUAAUUAUUAAAAAUGUUGUAUUUUUUGCAUUUACAAAACUUUUUGGCUUUUAAAAAACUUCUUUUUGCAUUUACAAAACAUUCUGGCCUUUAUUUAACAUGAGGGCGGGUUAGAUGAGUGAUGAGUCAAGAGAGGAAAAUGUCACCAAAUGUAGCCAACUAGGGUGCAUCAUGGUGAGAUGACAAAUGAUAAUUUAUUAACUGUACAAACAUGGGAUCCUGCACUUGAAGCACUGGGCCUCGAACCACCACUGCCCUAGUCCGCCAUCUGUUUUGUAAACACAGAAAAAUUUUGUAAAAGCAAAAAAUCUUUGUUAAUGCAAAAACACAAAAUUUUAGUGAUCAUUUAAAUAGUUUUUGUAUACAAUAUGUAACUUGUGUUUACAAUGCUCCCCAGCCUCCUUUGGACUCCAUACUUGUCCUAGUCCAUUCAUUUGCUGUUCAAAGGCCAAGAGACAUGCACACUGAUACACCAUGUUCAUGUCCAGGAACCCAAGGCCAUGUCUUCAUAUAUUUUUUGACAAGGACAGUUAAGACUCUGGCGAUAUUCAAUUGACUAGAAAAGCAAUCCAGAAGAAAUAUUUACUUUACAAGUACAAGCACAUGCAUGGGGUGCCUUAAGGGCUCACUUAGAACAACAUCCCAUAAUAACCCAAAGCUGAAACACUGGCCGUUUUUGCUCAUCACCUCUUGCCUCAUCUUUUAAUUCCCUUUCUCUCUCUCUCCUUUUUGUCAGAUGAAUCAAAACUACGCAGCACCACACUCGUGUAAUAAGUAGACUAUUACCACCAGCACUGUGUUUGUUAAGUGGGAGAGUCUCAUUUUAUGACACGACAGUUUGCUGUCUUAAGAAAAUGUUUGGCAUAUGGUGUCCUGUUGUCCAUAUAACUGUAACCUGCCUGGUACAAAUGCCAACGGUCCACUGAUAAAGAGAAAUUGCCUGUAAAGUGACGAAGCGAAAGAAAGAAAAUGGUUGACUGACUCUUGAGUAAAAUGUGUGAUCCUCUUCCUGAGUGUGUAUGUGUUUGUUUUUGUGUGUUGACAUCCAGGUGAUAGCAGGCGCAGGUAUGGAUGUUGACUUCAUCAUUUUUACUCCAGAAAAUAUAGCAGUUGUCAUUGAGUCACGGCGCUCUGACGGAGUCCAUGUGUAAGUGCUCCCUCACUCCAGCCUCACUCUUUGAUUAUAUUUCUUGAUGCAGACCUCCCAAUGUUUAACAUAACUGUGUAUCUUUGGCCCUUUUUUUAUGUUAUUUAAGGGUGGAGCCGACAGAGGCGGGGGACUAUCAGAUCUGUUUUGACAAUGGCUUCAGUCGCUUCUCAGAGAAAACAGUGUUCUUUGAGAUCAUCAUCGAGGGCCAAGGAGGAGACGUGGGUGGAGAUGAUGAGUGGACAGGACUAGAAGAGCCUGAUGGAAGCCUUCUGGAGUACAAGCUGGAUGACAUCCGGGUGAGAUGAUUAGAGAAAAAAGCAGAUCUAAUGUUCUCCACAGCUGACCCUCUGUUAGACUCUUGGAGUGGGCUGCACCAGCUGGUUGUCAUUCUUGUCUCUUAUAUGGGACUCAUUGAAUCUAACAUUUAGGGCUGCAACUAACGAUUAUUUUGAUAAUCGAUUAAUCUGCCGACUAUUUUAAUAACUAAUCGAUUAAUCGGAUAAACAGGCUAAAUUCAUCAAUGCAGCUGUUAAUAGCAAUAGCAUAGGGCUUUAGUUUAUCAUAUGAGUUUAUAUGCCAUGAGGUGUUGAGGUCUCUGCAUGUGUAGGUUACUGACUUACUGUAAUCAUCGGGUCUUUCUCGUCCUUAUAAAAACCUGCUCUAUUUGAGUGUCUGUCUUCUUCUGUAGUCAAACCGCAAGAUAUCAAAAUCUACCCGGAUACAGCAAUGCUGCUUUUUUAUUGGCUGUUCAGUAGAUAUACUUUAUUUGAUUGGCUUGUGCGUGGCACGCAGCUUCUGAACUCUCGGAGAAACUCAGUUGAUUCCUACCUGUUCCAUAGUUAAAGAAGUGCAACUUGGUGGACAUCACCAUGUUCAUUUAAAUGCGUGAGAAACACAAUGUGUGGUGUGUGAGCGUGUGAACGAGUGGGAAUGCGUGUGUCAUACGCUGAAUGAGAGUCCUGUGCUCACGCAUCAUCGAUGUACUCCCGUGCCAUGCAAAACGGGCUUUGCAAAUGUUGCACUGAACGCCUUCCUUUUCAGUCUUGGUAAAGUUUUCCCGCACCAUGGGUUGUGUCCAUGUUUUUCUCAGCCGCUGCCUUGACCAUGGCUGUUUCUUUUUUGUGCGUCCUGCUGAUGUUUACACGCCAGUGUCCAUGGACAUAUAUAAAGACCUGACGAAUCGAUUACAGAAUUAGUUGGCAACGAAUUUUUUCGUCACGACAAAUCGACUUAAUCGAUUCGUUGUUGCAGCCUUACUAACAUUGACCCGUUAGAGGACAUCCUGCCAUUACCUCCUUUUUAGUUUAGUCUUGACUUUUACUUUGUCUGUUGUUAGUAAGUCAGUCUGACUUUCUUAAUAAACAUCUACUCUGACCUCGGCCUAAGGUGUAAUAAACACAGGGCCCAGGCAUACGGCAUAAGGAUCUGGAACGUCUGCGCUCCGGCUCUGCUGCAGAUCAGAUACGUAAGGCUUCUAUUAAUCCUGUUAAUUUGCAAAAUAAAAUAAGUCAAUACUUAAACUGUUCUACAGUUGAUAACAGGAGAGGCCAGGGUUGUUCAAUGUCUCACGGUGAAACAUGCGAGAUCUCGUCCAGUCUCGCGAUAAAUAUUGGUAAUAUCAUGAGCGCCUCUCCUCCACUUGCUGCAGCUGAUUGGAUCAGGUGGGCGCUGUAUGCUUGCUUAUUUGAUCCACCCGCCGGUCUGGAGCGGAGAGGAGACAUUCUGGAUUCUGUGGAAUCCCCGGGUUAAAAGGGAGAAAAGGACGUAACUUUUGGUUGGCCUUUACCUUUAAGCUUCAAGGUUACAUAGGCAUACACCCAAACUGCUGCACUCGGCCACUGUUUCUGGGAUGAGAGUUUCCUUCUACUUACUUUUGUGUUUUUUCCUUUACAGUAAUAUGCGUUAAGAAAGGUACAACAUUAAUGACAUUUGCAGUGGUGGCCAAAUUAUGAAAACACUUAACAGAUCUGAAAAUAUUGACCUUUUUUUUGCCUCCACAACAAGAUUUAAUUACACAGUGUUUAUGAAACAAGCAGAUGGUUGCUAAGAACAGCAAAUAAGAUGAAGUGAAACUUCUGUUUUUAUCCACUUUAAUUUUGAUAAUUAGUAUGUCCAUCUUUUGCUGCAAUUACAGCAGCACAUUUCUCUGGUAUAGUGUCAGUGUAUGCCUUGAGAACUUCACCACUACUGUUAUCCUAGGCCUUCUACAACUGAAGCCAAAGACUUUCCCUUGAAUGCUCAAAAGAUCUAUACAGUUUCUUUUCCAGUUUGCCCAAAAUCUGCUCAAUGGGUUUGAAGUCUGGACUUUGAGGGGACCAGUCCAUCAUUUUUAUUGUUCCAACAGAUUCUUUCUGUCACAGGUAGUUUUUGCAAUAGUCAGAGGGAUGUUUAGGGUCACUGUCCUCAUGGAAAAAGAUCCAACCCCAGUAGGGCGACUCCCAAAUAUUACUGCAGCCUCACCAGAAUGUUGCAAUAUAUUUUCUUUUGUAUGAUGCCAUAAAUUUUCACUAAGUCAUCUAUUCCUGAGGCUGAAAUGCCAUCCCACACAGUAAUACUACUGUAAUAAAUAAAUAUAUAAAUAAAUGUAAUAAAACUGUUGACAAGAGACACUCUUAUCUUUCCCCCUCCCUUCCUCAAACUUACACUCUUUGCUUGAUGCCAAACGGUUCAAACUUUGACUCAUCAGUCCACAGCCAACACAUCCUUCUUCUCCCAGUUUGUAAUGCACAGUUCUUGAAAACACUGUUGCACCAUUCAUCACUGUGAUGUUGAUCUCGUCAAGCAGUUCUUGUUAGGUCUUUCUUCAGUCAUUACAAGGAUAUUCCAGCGUUAAUGUAAGUUAGUCAAACACACCAUAACACUGAUUAGACACCCCCUCAAGAGAUGAAUGUUGCCGACCGCUUGCUUCUCUAGUUGUACCAACUUUGGUAACGACCGCAGGAUAGCAAUCCACAGGGGUCUAUGUCUCCACACGUAAACCUCAACCAAAAAGCCACUCUAUAGCCACAAAUAAUGCUCAGAACAGCACCUUACUUCAUCAACAGUACAUGUACGUAGGGUCCCAGCCAUAGCACUAGCCACCAAACAUCCUUUAAGCUUUGCCUGGUUUCUUUAGCAGAGACCAAACACAACUUUCUCACUCUCCUCCAGCAGCUGCUUGUUUGUGGGGGGGAGCCCUGACGAGUCGAUCACCGAGUGCAGCGGAUCAUUUCCUUGUUGUAAUAAUCGUCAUAAUAAUCAUUUUGCAUCGCAGAAGUGGUAGUUCUUCUGCCUUAGCGUCUCAGUUUGAGUGCAUUUUCAUGAAGUAAUAAUCAUAAAUGUUCUUAAUUGAGCUGCGAAACUCCGCUGCACUCGGUGAUUGACUCGUCAGGGCUCCCCCCACAAAAAAGCGGUUGCUGGAGGAGAGUGGGUGAGUUGUGUUUGGUCUCUUUGCUGAAGAAACCAGGCAAAGCUUAAAAGAUGUUUGAUGGCUUGUUCUGUGGUUGAGGCCCUAUAUGUACUGUUGAUGAAGUUAGGUGCUGUUCUGAGCAUUAUUUGUGGCUAUAGAGUGGCUUUUUGGUUGAGGUUUGCGUGUGGAGACAUAGACUGCUGUGUACUUCUAUCAUGUGGUCGUUACUAAAGUUGGUAUAACUAGAGAAGCAAGCGGUCGGCAACAUUCAUCUCUGGAGGGGGUGUCUUACUCAGUGUUACGGUGUGUUUCACUAUAACUUAAAUUUACGCCGAAAUAUCCCUUUAAGUGACAAAAGGUGUAAUUUGAAAAAAACUAUGUUAUGCUUUUUAAUUGUGGUUAGCCAGCAAUAACAGUUUUCCAGUGGCUGAUGCUAAUACCAAUUAUAAGAUAGCAGUUCAGCUGAUAGCCAAGAUUUGAUGCCGAUAGUACAAAGUGUUUUUUUCUUCUUUGUUUGUUUAUUUGUCGCAUUUGACAAAAUACAGCAAUUAAAUAAAUUUAAUAGUACUGACAAAUGAAAAAAAAAAUGCUGGACUAGGGUAAAUGUAUAAAUGUAGUUUGACAAAUAUCUGGCUUAGUAAAAUAUCACCGCAAGGGACUUUUAAAUUUCUGUUCAGUCAUCUGAAAUUUAAGAAACAAAAAUAAUAAGGGUUGAAAUUAACAAAUGAAAGACAUGUACAAAAUAGUUAUUCUAUAUACAUUGAAAUCUAAUAUACAUGGUUGUCUUAGUCACAGAUAUUGCACUAUGCUUCAGAUUGCUAAACAUGACUGACAUGGCUCUUAAAAUUAAAUAUUACUUUACAGUAUUAUAACACCAGUCAAUGAAUGCUUUGGAUUUGAUAUGCUGUUAACGGGUGAUGAGAAAGAUGUAUUAUCAUUUAGAAAACAUGAUAGGGAAGGCCGACAUGUGCCGAUUAUGUCAACAUGCUGAUCCGAUUAAUCAUCUGUCCCCACCAAUUUACCAAAAAUUACAGAUCACCUUUUUCUCUCUUUUCUUCAAGAACUUGGUUCCUCACUGACCUUUUUUUUUUGUAACGUCAGUAGGAACAAACUGAGCUUGAGGUUGAGUGCCACGGACAGGAUGGGGAAGUAGGAAAGUAUUGAAAGACGCAGUGACGCACUUAUGGUUUUGGUAUUUUUGUAGGAUUUGCUGACAAUAAGGAAAAUGUCGAAAAAUGUAAGCCUCAACGUUUAGACAUGCCUUUACAUGCUGAAAAGUCUCUGAUUCAAUAUCACUAAACUCAAAUCAGAACUUCAUUUUGAUGAAACAGCCUGAAGGUUGAAGCUCUCAGCUGCUGUCAGAAAAUAAAACAGGAUCCCGAUUUUAACUUUUGCAUACUUUUCAGACUAUCUUGUAUCUUGUAUUUCCUCUCAGUCCUAUUUCUCUAAAAAAAAAUAUAUAUAUAUAUAUACAUAUAUAGAGCCACCAGUUUGUCUAAAAAACCCUCAAAUUUCCUCAUUCUCUCCUCAGGAGUCCAUGGAUUCCCUGUACAGACGCUUGGAGCGCAGCCGUCAGAUGCAGACUGUGCUGCGGGCUUUUGAGGCACGAGACCGAAACCUUCUGGAAGACAACCUGUGGAGGGUCUCGUUCUGGUCUUGUGCCAGUGUGCUGGUGAUGCUUUGUGUUGCCCUCACUCAGGUACCACAAAACUAAGAAUCUCACCUCUUGGUCAUUAAUGAUGAAUGAUGGAAUUGCAUCAUUUUUGAGUCUUUUGGUUGAGUCAUGAGUCAUGCCAUGAACAGCAGCUUUCUGUUUCCUCUCUCUUUUCAGGUCUACACUGUGCGUAAGCUGUUUGAUGAUAAGCGGAGGGUUUGCUCAUAAACACGCACACACACACACACACACACACACACACACACACACACACACACACACAGGGGGACAACCCAGAAAUGACCACACUCCAUCACAAAAUGGUAACCCGCUCAAAUCAAGGUCUGUCACCUCUCAUUCUGUCAACAACCGCGCACACCAGCUGUUUGUGAGCAAUAAUGAACCGUUAUCACAACAGGAAGGGUGAACAGAUGAGUUAAAGGAAGUUAAGUUUGGUUGAGUCAUGUCAUUUGGUGCCUUUAAUGUCAAACCUCCCAGCAAACCCACAAGGAAAUCCUCCUGAAGGCACAGCUGACUACAAAUGUUAUAACUUACCUGCCAUCUGACACCUGGAAACUGAUGAGAAGUUUUGAGAAUUUUUGCUAAAGGUGAAACAUUUCUUGUUAAAGGUUACAGACUUGCUGUUUGACAAAACUGAGAGGUGAUCUGCAGAAAUCAUAGUUUUCCAGUUCCCAGGGCAUUGCAGUGUGCAAUAGUGUUGUUGGCGUAUUAGUUCUGACAGUUUAGGAUCACUCCUUUAUAUUUAUGGGUUUACCUUUUCAAGGGGGUUCUGAAUCGAUUGUGGUUGGUGUUUUUUGAAAAGUUACUGAUGAUUUCUUUUUAUGUGCCAACAGAUUAUUUGCUGACGUAGAAGAAUGUAGAAUAACAAACUGGGAGGAUUUCAAGUUUGAUUUAUGCCAAUAAUGAACUCAUGAAUCAGAGCUUAUUCUGAUUCCUGUGUAGUACAUACAGGUCUGUCAGUAACAAAUGUGUUUUCAGGGUCAGUCAGUUUGUUUGAAGCUUCUAGAUGAUCAAACUUGCUGUGUUUCUUUUUAAGUGCACAAGUGAAUGUGAGAUUUGCUUUUGCUCAGACAGCCACUGAGCAUUUUGUUUGUUUGUUUUUUUUUUUAUAAUGAGAAGGAGUUUCAUUUCAUUUUUUAUUGUACGAAUAAUAGCAGGUUUUCAUGGGUGUCAUUAAUAUUAAUAAAUGCAGUUUUUCAACACAAUGAC